Triticum aestivum (bread wheat) is the source of this 1823-nucleotide messenger RNA. RefSeq lists its product as uncharacterized. The coding region runs from base 75 to 845 and encodes 256 amino acids. The record is from RefSeq and is a predicted model, not a curated record. Lineage: Eukaryota; Viridiplantae; Streptophyta; Magnoliopsida; Poales; Poaceae. The transcript is spliced from 2 exons.
GCUACGCUCAUACCCUGCCCGUCCGCGAGGGAGAGAGAGAGAGAGGGGAGCGAAGGAGGCGGCGACCGGCGGCCAUGGAGGAGGCGCUGAUCCCCGACGACCGCACCUGGUACCGGUUCCUCCCCAUCCUCGCUUGGAUCGUCGCUGACGCUGAGGAGGCCGGCCACACGCUCGAGCAUGGGGCGGAUGAGCUCGAGCGCGCCGCCGCGGAGGCGAACCGCAUCGCCGACCUGGCCCACGGGGGCUCCGACCGGGCGGUCCUGGUCCUCCUCCGCCGCGACGUCCACCGCGUCCUCAACCUCGAGCGCGACCGGGUCGCUGACCUCCGCCGCGAGGCGCCCGACCUCGCCGCCGCCGCCGAUCCGGGGCCCCCCUAUCGCCCGAACUCUGGCCCUCUGGUCAACGUCGGCCGCGGACUCGAGCUUCUUCUGGGCACCGAGCCUUCUGAGGAGGCGAUACACUCCUCUCUGCGCUGGGAGGACAAUCGUCACGUCUGGUAUCCGGAGUGGCUCGUCGGCGUGAGGAGGGAGGUGAGGCACGCGCUCCGCAGGCUGAACCGCGCGCGGGCCGAGCUAGAGCAUGUUCCCCUUGCAGUGGCCGAUUUUCUUGCGGUGGCUACUUCGCCGGAGGGAGCUGCCACCGCCGUCGAGGCAUGUGAGGCGAACGCCGAUGGGUAUGCCACCGAGGCUCAGCACGCCCGUCGGGCCGUGGCGAAUCUGGACAACGUCCUCAACAUCCUGCAAGGGCGGGAUGACAUUCUUCAUGUUCCACCACCGGGCCGCGUCAGAUACUUCUUCGGCUACGCCGACAACGCAGCCGGAGACGACGCCGCAGCCGGAGACUGACCGCCUGCUGCUAUGCUUCGUCCGCUCGAUCUUUUUGACACGAUAACUACAAAUUUCUAAACCUUGAUGUGAUUGGCAUUGACUUGCAUAGCCAUCCGAAGCUGCCGUGGAGUUAAUUUUCGUCCGGCAUGCAUAUUGAUAAUAUCUACAGAACAGUUUUAGUGAGAUAGAUAGAGUUGCUUGAUAGACACUGUGACAUUGUUGGAGAAGUUGCGGUUGCUCGCUAUGCGAGAGGAGAACUUGAUAGAUUCGAUUGCACCGGUGAGUGUCAUGGUUAGAUGUUGAUUGUCAUCUUCAGUUCUGCUGAGAUGACUGGGAUUGUUAGCUAUAGGUUGGGUUGCGUGUUGCCCCGCUAUGCAUUCAUGUGUUGGUGAGACAAAAGUCUGCACUCUGCAGCAUACAUGGUUUGGUUAAUUGCGUCGAUCGUUAGCUAUGUGAUUGUUGUGAAAUGGUUGGACCGUCUAUCUUGUUAAAAGCAUAUCCAUCUGCAGGUCUGAUGAUAGCCAGCGUUGAUUAUAUGCUUAUAUCGAUCCGUGCCUCAAUUUGUUCUGUAAAAGACAACAGUAGUUUAUUUUGCACUGCUAGAUGAAACUACUCAUGGCUAGGAAAAAUCUGGAGAGGGAUGUCCAACCAAUUGUGUGUUGCGUUCUAAACUCAUGAUUAUUGGUUAGGUUGUCUUGGUUAUAUGGUACAUUGGCUCAAUGUACGCAUGUGUUUUCUGUAGUACAUGGAAAUUGAUUAGGCAGAUCAUCUUUUGCAGCCUCAAACAUGCAUAUGAACCAUAGUUUUAAACAGCAAACUAUGCUAAAUAGCACCAGUCCGACAAAUCAGCUAUAGUGAGGGUAUGACAGGGCUAUAACCAGCUAAUUCACAACUUCACUGAAAAUUGUACAUGAAUACCAUCUAGCGGCACCAUGCUCGAACCGUUGUAAGGGGCUAUAGAGGAGCUAUAGCCAGGAGCUAUUCAAAACUUUGAUA